AUGACGGAGGCGGACUUCUUCGAGUCGGCGGUGGACGCCAGGCCGGGGCACGGCGCCAAGGGGAAGUCCGCGGUCACCAAGGCGCCUGACAUGGAGAUGCAGGCCUCCCGGACGCAGGGCAACAGGCCCAAUGUGCACCAGCUGCAGCAGGAGGAGCUGCAGCCGUGGUACUGGUGGGUGGCGUGCUGCUUCCCGGAGGCGGCCGUGCCUCCUCCAGGCGCCCACCAGGGCGAGCAUCAGUCCAACAUACCAACGGGGGCCACGGGUGAGAUAGCCUGGGAGGAGCCCGUGGCUGUGGCAAAGCCAAUCGAGGAGGUAGAUGAGGACACUGCCGACCAAUUCAAGACGGCGCGGUCCAUGUUCACCAUGGCCAGCACCAACGGCAUGAGCCUGAUUCGGAUGCAGCAGCUGGACAAGGUCGCGCCGGCGGCCGUGCCGACUGCAUCAAUAACAAACACCAUUCCGCUGGUUGUGUCGAUCCCGGACAGCAUGGGCGUCGGCGGCAAGUGGAUGAAGGACAUGGCCAGGAGCGACCCCAGCCCUGGCGCAUGCGACAAGGUCCUUAAGGCCAGCUAUUUGGUGACGAGCAUCCGAGCGAAGAUCAAGGAGUUUGAGAUUCGCGAUGAUCUCAAGACCAUAGGCUUCAACGUGAAGGUUCCGGUAAUGGGGAUGGGCCACCGCCUUGAAUCCUUCCCGAAAGAUGGCACCCUCCAAGAAAUAUCUGGCAGGCGAGACGACAAAUCUGGCAGGGCUGUCGGGCAGGCUUUGGCCCUCAUGGACGGCCGGAUACUCGUCAGGGCGUGGAACCUGGGAUCCAGUCCCGAGGUCAUGUGGGUGGAGAUACUGACCUUCAAGAGCCCCACCAGUCUCGAGACCGACCAUUACAUAUACACCCUCGAUGGCAAGCAGGAAGGCCACCAACGGUCCGUGUCGUUCAAGGUUCACUGA
Ostreobium quekettii is the source of this 948-nucleotide messenger RNA. The record is from the annotation of a GenBank genome assembly. NCBI's taxonomy places the organism in Eukaryota, Viridiplantae, Chlorophyta, Ulvophyceae, Bryopsidales, Ostreobiaceae.